Dipodomys ordii (Ord's kangaroo rat) is the source of this 2747-nucleotide messenger RNA. RefSeq names its product tripartite motif-containing protein 26. The record is from RefSeq and is a predicted model, not a curated record. NCBI's taxonomy places the organism in Eukaryota, Metazoa, Chordata, Mammalia, Rodentia, Heteromyidae. Gene Ontology annotation, molecular function: zinc ion binding; protein binding. The transcript has 10 exons. The coding region runs from base 455 to 2167 and encodes 570 amino acids.
GCGGGGACGCGCUGUCGCGCUGCUGGGCUCGUGGAGGAACGAGACCCGGAACACACCGGAGCGGGAGACGAGCGCCACGGGGCGCUGGGUUCGCCGCCCGGAGCUCUGGACCCACUAUAGAAUCACUUGAGGAGUUUCUGUUUGGUUUAAAGUAUCAAAGACUGGCCCACCACCACCAUCUUGGUUCCUUUGGUCUGGCACUUUCACAUACAGCCCUCAUUUUCUGUGAGCUGGAAGUUAAAUCCAAAGGCUUCUUUAGGUUCUUUCAAGACAGUUUUGGCAAGAAAAUUUCAUCGGUGCUGCUGUGAGAUGCACAUGGUUCUCCAUCAGGAAGCAUGGCCGCUGGCCCUCUGGUGUGAUGCUGGCUUUUGUCACUGAGUUAAGGAGGAGAAACCCCGCCAGUGAACAGAGGACCUCCCUCAUUCCCCCUCCCUUGAACUUGAGCUAAGGCACUAUGGCCACAUCGGCCCCACUGCGCAGUCUGGAAGAGGAGGUGACCUGUUCCAUCUGCCUCGAUUACCUGCGGGACCCCGUGACCAUUGACUGUGGCCAUGUCUUCUGCCGAAGCUGCACCACAGAUGUCCGCCCUGUCUCAGGAAACCGCCCAGUCUGCCCGCUCUGUAAGAAGCCUUUCAAGAAGGAGAACAUCCGGCCCGUGUGGCAGCUGGCCAGUCUGGUAGAGAACAUUGAGCGUCUGAAGGUGGACAAGGGCCGGCAGCCAGGAGAAGCGUCCCGUGAGCAGCAGGAUGUGAAGCUGUGUGAGAGGCACCAUGAGAAACUGCACUACUACUGCGAGGAUGACGGCAAGUUGCUGUGUGUGAUGUGCCGCGAGUCCCGGGAGCACCGGCCCCACACGGCUGUCCUCGUGGAGAAGGCCGCCCUGCCCCAGAGGGAAAAAAUCCUGAACCACCUGAGCAUCCUAAGGCGAGACAGAGACAAAAUUCAGGGCUUCCAAGCAAAGGGAGAGGCUGAUAUCCUGGCCGCGCUGAAGAAGCUGCAGGAGCAGAGGCAGUACAUCGUGGCAGAGUUUAAGCAGGGACACCAGUUCCUGAAGAAGCGGGAGCAGCAUCUUCUGGACCAGCUGGCCACCCUGGAGCAGCUGCUCACAGAGGGCAGGGAGAAGUUCAAGACCCGGGGUGUCGGGGAGCUUGCCCGGCUGACCGUGGUCAUCUCUGAGCUGGAGGGCAAGGCACGACAGCCAGCUGCUGAGCUCAUGCUGGAUACUAGAGACUUUGUCAACAGGUAUCCACGGAAGAAGUUCUGGAUUGGGAAACCCAUCCCUCACAUGGUUAAAAGAAAGACAGGAGAAUUCUCGGAUAAGCUUCUCUCUCUGCAGCGAGGCCUGACACAAUUCCAAGGAAAGCUGCUGAGAGACUUGGAAUAUAAGACAGUAAGUGUCACCCUGGACCCACAGUCAGCCAGCGGGUAUCUGCAGCUGUCAGAAGACUGGAAAUGUGUGACCUACACCAGCCUGUACCAGGGCUCCUCCCUGUAUCCCCAACAGUUUGAUUGUGAGCCAGGGGUGCUAGGCAGUAAGGGCUUCACCUGGGGCAAGGUGUACUGGGAAGUGGAGGUGGAAAGGGAGGGCUGGUCUGAGGAUGAAGAUGAUGGAGAGGAGGAGGAGCAAGGGGAGGAGGAGGAGGAAGAAGAGGAAGCUGGCUACGAGGACGGAUACGAUGAGUGGGAAACAGACGAAGAUGAGGAAUCGUUGGGAGAUGAAGAAGAAGAGGAGGAGGAAGAAGAGGAAGCUGGCUACGAGGACGGAUACGAUGAGUGGGAAACAGACGAAGAUGAGGAAUCGUUGGGAGAUGAAGAAGAAGAGGAGGAGGAAGAAGAGGAGGAAGUUCUGGAAAGCUGCAUGGUGGGGGUGGCCAGAGACACUGUGAAGAGAAAGGGAGACCUCUCCCUGCGGCCAGAGGAUGGUGUGUGGGCGCUGCGCCUCUCCUCUUCAGGCAUCUGGGCCAACACCAGCCCCGAGGCCCAACUUUUCCCAGCGCUGCGGCCCCGGAGAGUGGGCAUCGCCCUGGAUUACGAAGGAGGCACCGUGACUUUCACUAAUGCAGAGUCACAGGAACUCAUCUACACGUUUACCACCACCUUCACCCGCCGGCUGGUCCCCUUCCUGUGGCUCAAGUGGCCAGGAACACGUCUCCUUCUGAGACCUUAAGUCCCAGCACUAGCCUGGGCCCCACACCCAAAGAAGCUUUACUUCUAUGGGCUUCCAGGACUCUGUGAUGGAGAAGUGGUGCCUGGUUCGAGCCCCUGGAGCAGGGGAGACGAAGGACCCAAAUCCACUGUCACCUACCUCCCCAUGGCGGUGGUUCGAGCCUCACUCAGUGCUGUUGUACUGCCCUAAUUGGGCUCUUCCCCACCCUGCUGGUUUCCAUGGGACCUUCUGCCCCUGAAGACCAUGAGAACUCCCUUCCUCAUGCCGGACCACCCUUUGCCCCAGCUCGCGUGGUGGAAUAAGGAGCUGAGGCAGCAUUUUCUGGUUCAAUGUGGCAUUCUGUGCCAGCUGGCCUGGGAAAUGAGGAUUGCUUAUACCUGAGGCUGUUUGCUGUUUUCAGACCCCCCUAUAGGUUCCCCUUGCUUGAAUUUACUCUUGCCAAUCUUCCAUUUUAAGCAGACCUCCUCUUACCCUAACUCAACUAGAUGCUACAUGAUGCUGGAAAUACUGACUGCAAAUCCACUGAGGCUCCCGUGACAUUUCAGUUGACCACCUGGAGCCAAUGGGGAUUAUUUGAUGA